AUGGGUGAUUUGCCUGUUGAAGCUCUGUGCGUGGUGGUGCUCCACGCCUUCGACUGGGAGGGCGCGGCGGCGACGGGGGCGGCGCAGGCCCUGCUGCAGGGCGAGAAGGGCGCCUGGAGGCUGGUGACGCAGGGCGAGCCGCCGCCCGCCGUCCGGAGUGUGAGCGUAAGGGCCGGAGGGCUGUACGUGUUGGCCUUGCCUAAGGUCCUGGAGCAGGUGGCGCGCUUCUGCGGCGCGCUCGCGAAACUGCGGCUCAAGGAUCCCUACGCUCUGUACGUCGCUCUGCCCUGGGAACCCUUCGCAGCCGUCAAGCAAAGUUGGGCCAUACAAGUGGCCAAGUACUGUUCCUCGGCGAAUGGCGCAGCAAUAUCACCAUUGGCUGUACGGUUCGCUACUUUAUUCAUAAUUCAAAGUCAUUCUUCUUUCAAGACACGAAUCUUAUUCGUCAGAUAUUUUCGGAACGCAAUGAAUAACGUGUUUUCAUAUAUCGUAGGAGCCUCAGUGGCCAUGGAGACAAUAGAGAGUUUCUGUGCGUGGAAUAGAAGUAUCAAUUCCAUCGACGACCAUAAGAAUUGGGCUUGGAGGUGGCGAAACCUCAAAUUGUCACAUUCUUAUAGCCGAUUUGAAAGAGAUAGAUGGGAAAACAAAGAUAAU
Molecule: messenger RNA, 654 nt
Organism: Gryllus bimaculatus (two-spotted cricket)
Lineage: Eukaryota; Metazoa; Arthropoda; Insecta; Orthoptera; Gryllidae
Source: the annotation of a GenBank genome assembly